Molecule: messenger RNA, 2346 nt
Organism: Cladophialophora bantiana CBS 173.52
Lineage: Eukaryota; Fungi; Ascomycota; Eurotiomycetes; Chaetothyriales; Herpotrichiellaceae
Exons: 2
Coding region: 1-2346 (781 amino acids)
Biological process (GO): endoplasmic reticulum to Golgi vesicle-mediated transport; endocytosis; intra-Golgi vesicle-mediated transport
Cellular component (GO): Golgi apparatus
Molecular function (GO): GTPase activator activity; protein binding
Source: RefSeq, a predicted model, not a curated record
AUGGCCUCGAUGAGCAAGAGAACGCAGGCGCGGAAUGAGCGGGAGCUUCACGAGUUGCUCUCCGUCCCCGGCAAUUCACAAUGCGCCGAUUGUGGUGCGAAGAACCCGGCGUGGGCGAGUUGGAAUCUGGGAAUCUUCCUCUGCAUGCGGUGCGCCUCCCUGCAUCGUAAACUGGGCACGCACAUUUCCAAGGUCAAGUCCUUGAGCAUGGACACCUGGUCGACAGAGCAGGUCGAGAACAUGAGGCGCAACGGCAACAACGCGGUCAACAAGAUUUACAAUCCCAAGAACAAGAAGCCUGACAUGCCUCUUGACGUCGACGAAGUCGACUCGGCCAUGGAAAGAUUCAUACGCAAGAAAUACCAGGAAAAGAGUCUGUCACAUGGCAAACCAGAACCUCCUCAACGUGACGACGAUUUACCCUCGAGUUAUUCCAGACCUCAGGCUGGCGAUCCAGAUUCACCUCCACCUCCUUUACCUCCCAAGAAGGGAAAAUUCUUCGGCUUUGGUCUUCGAGCCUCCUCGUCUGCUUAUACUUUGUCAAAACACGAUAAAAAGAAGCAUCAUAAGGAGCCUCAAGUGGAUAGCACAUUCCGCAUCCCCACUGGAGAGUAUGAUUCGAGGAUGGACGAUGCGCGCUUUGAGAUGACAGACGCCGAACUGCAAAUGAAGUUGGCGACUUUACGAGACAUGGGUUUUAGCAACACCGACCAGAACACGAAAUUCCUGCGACGUCUGAAUGGGAACUUGGAAAGGACCAUUGAAGCCCUGGUGAAACAUGGCCCAAGUAAAAAUGGCGAUACUGUUUCCUCCAGAAGACAGGGACCAACGCCUGCCGCAAGACAAGAGCCCACGUCCAGGCCUCAAGAGCCAUCAUACAACCCAUUUACUUCCAUCACUAACCAGCAGACUGUUGGACUAUCACUGGCGAAAUCGCAAGAGCCCUCAACUCCGACUAGCGCAACAACUUAUGGCAGCAACAAUCCCUAUGGUCAGCCUAAUCACGGCUCGACCGAGACUGGACUCGAGCAAUCCUUUCAGUCCAUGCAAGUUUCUCAACCCCUGUUUCCUCACAGUACUGGUGGAUAUCCGAGCCAACCUGUUCCUCUACAAGAUCCCCGCUUUCAGUAUUCAAUGACACCUCCAGUCACGUCGACGCAAUACCAACAAGGCUAUGCAGCGUCGCCGGCAGCAAUCCCUGUAGUCAGCAAUCCCUUCUUCCAGCCUACCUCAGUUUCAGCUCAGUCGACAGGGAAUAACCCAUUCCUUUCCCAAGUGCCUCCUUCUCCCUCCUCGAACCCUUUCCUGAAUCUCCAGUCACCUGGACAAUCAGCACCACCACCCCAACAACAACAACAACGGCAGAGCUCGCUUCCGGUUAAUUUCAAUCCCUUUGGAAUACCACCUUCCCAAUAUUCGCCUCCGCAAACAACACAACAGCCGCAGUUGCAACCGCAAGACCUGUUCGGCACUAUACCUCAGAGUCAGCCCCAGCCGAACAAUCCUUUCCAACAACAUAGCAUGCAACAGCAGCAACAGUCUCAAAUCUCGAGUCCUCAAAUGCCUCAGAAUCCAUCUCCCUUCCCCAAUUUCCAAUAUAAUCAACCUCAAGUACAGACCCAUGCUCAGACGCAACCCCAGCAACAGACACAGACGCAAUCGAUGUCGACACAAAUGCCUCAAUUUCAGCAACAACCAUCAUAUCUCCAACCGCAAGUCUCUCAGCAAACCCAGCCGCCUACAAUGGCCCAGCAAACAGGCCGUUUCGACAAAAGCUCCAUUCUAGCCCUCUACAACUAUCCCCAACUCGCUCCCCAACCACUCGCUUCAAUCCCAGAACCUGCGUCCGAACAGCAACAGCAGCACCAACCACAACAAGCAGUCUCAUAUGCACCCUCAGGUGAUAUAUUCGGCAACAGCCAUGUCUCACCGGCGAAACGCAGCGCUACUAUGCCUGUGUCGCUGUCCAAUAUGCAUUCUGCCGGUGGAAGUGGGAACCGAAACCCUUUCAUGACCAACGUGGGCAACGCUAACAUGAAUACCGCCAAUACAAAUGCAGGGUUGAAUCCGUUCGCUAGUGGAAGCAGUAGCCCAUUUACAUCACCUCCUCCAAGCCAGACCCAGACUCAAAACCAAAGUUUUGGACAGAGUUUCGGAUCAGGGCAACCUUUCGGUCAGGGGAUGAACAUGCCCGCAGGUAUGGGCGCUGGCAUGGGGAUACAGAGGCCACAACAUGGUAUCGCAGCAAGGCAUGCGAGCGCUGAGAGCAUGAGCAUCAACAAUUUGGAAGCGGGAAGGCAUAGCCCCGACGCAUUUGCGAAUUUGAGCGCGAGAUAUAUGAGAUGA